AUGACUGGUACGAACGGCCACCAAGCUUCGGAUCCCCUCAAGGAGAUUGAGACUAGGCUUUUUAUCAAUGGAGAGUAUGUCGAGUCUUCAAAUGGCAAGGCCUUCGGUUUACUAUCACCGAAGACUCAUGCGGUAGUCGCAAAAGUUUUCGAAGCCUCAGAAGAAGACGUAGACCGUGCAGUCGCCUCUGCAAAAGCAGCCCAGCCAGCCUGGGCGGCUCUAACCGUCGAGGAGCGCUCCUCGUGCUUUAAGAAACUGGCAGCACUGGUUCGAGAGCACAACGAUGAACUGGCGAGACUUGAAGCUUUGUCUAUGGGGAAACCGGUCUCGACUUUUAUUGAUGGACCUGCAUUCUCGUGGCUGUUUGAUUAUUAUUCGGAGAGUGGAUAUGAUGUUCAGGGCACGAGCAGUCUGAAUAUGCCGGGCUUUGUGAACUUGACUUUUAGGCAACCGUAUGGUGUUGUUGGUGUUAUUAUCCCUUGGAACGUUCCGUUACUUUUCUUUGCGAAGAAGGCGGCUCCUGCUCUCGCGGUUGGUAAUACUGUGGUAUUGAAGAGCAGUGAAAAGGCUCCUCUGGCUGCAAGUAUAACUAACCCCACGAGAGUAUAUUUAUUGACUUUCAAACAGUCUGCUAGAAUUGGCCAUUUCAUCAAGGAAGCAGGAUUUCCGCCAGGAGUUAUCAACAUAGUGACUGGAUUCGGCAAUGUCUCCGGCUCAGUUCUCAGCCACCACAUGGACGUGCGAGCACUGUCGUUCACAGGAUCAACUCGAACGGGAAGACUCAUCCAACAGGCAUCAUCAAAGUCGAACUUGAAACCAGUCUUUCUAGAGCUAGGCGGGAAAUCCCCAGCAAUCGUAUUCGAAGACGCUGAUCUCGAAGCAGCGGCUCAGGCAACCCAAUACUCAGUGCAAACCAACAGCGGGCAGACCUGUAUGGCGACCUCUCGCGUAUAUGUCCAGGAUACGAUAGCAGAAAAAUUCAUCGCAUUGUUCAAGGAAAAGUUCGGGCCCGUCAAAGUCGGCGACCCGACGCUCAAGGAAACGAAUCAUGGUCCGCAGGCAGAUAAAGUGCAGUACGAAAACGUGCUCAAGUAUCUCGAAAUCGGCAAGAAGGAUGGGAAGUUGAUUAUGGGAGGCAACCCGGAUUCUCGUGAGAAUGGAUAUUUUGUCGCACCGACAAUCUUCACAGACACGCCAGAAGAUUCGGUGAUUAUGAGAGAGGAGGUGUUCGGGCCCGUCGUCAACAUCAAUAUCUUCAAAACCGAGGAGGAAGUCAUGGCCAAGGCGAACAACACCGAGUACGGACUGUAUGCCGCAGUGUUCACCAAGAAUAUCGACCGAGCGAUGAGGUUUGCGAAGGGACUGGAGGCAGGAACCGUGGGCGUCAACUGUACGAGCCCCACGACAGGAAAGGACACGCCGUUUGGAGGGUAUAAAGGGUCUGGACUGGGGAGGGAAGGCUUACACCACAGCUUGGAUCAUUUCUUAGAGACCAAGUCGUCCCUGGACCUUGCAGAUACUGUGCACACAUCGGUGCCGAGUGUGGAGUGGCCACUCGACCAAAACAAAGACCAUAUUAUCACGUUUCCGAGGAGGAGUAUCGACCUCCAAAUUGAUACAACAAAUACUCAACAACAGACACAACGGCGUGAUUCGAAGACGACAGAUGACUCGCCAGGAUCGGAGGACGCCGUUCAGAAUGACUCGGAAGCGGAUACUGAAGAGAUUGCAGACUUACAUGAGCAGCUGGGGUGUUUGAUGCAGGACUCACUUGGAGAAUACCGCUACGUUGGAGCGUACUCCGAGAUUGCCUUCAAUUCAGCAGUAUGUACAAUGAAAGACGCACCGAGCCCCGAAGUAGAAGAUUCGAAGAUCAUCCCUCCACCCAAAGAGAACUUUCCUCCUCAGAAACCCGAGAGACCUAAGCUCCUCUACGAAGCCGCCUCACCAACACAUCCCUACCUCCCUCCUCGCGAAUAUUGCGAUUAUUACGUUGCUCGAUUCUUUGAAGAAGUUCAUUGCAUAUAUUGGCUGUAUCCGAUUGAACAGUUCCAUGCGAGGUUGGAUGAUACAUAUGUCACGGGCGGUGGGAUGGCCACAAGUUCAUGGCUUUGCUCUCUCUAUGCUAUAUUCGCACUUGGAGCAGCUUCAAAUGAAAACUCGCAGAACUCUCCCUUAAACGACUUCAUUUCUCCAGAGACACGGCUGGUUUCGGACGCAAAAACCUCUGAGGGGUAUUUGGCUCUGGCGAAAGCGCUGGUUCCGGCUGUUCAUGAUGAGGCAGACAUCGAUAGCAUCCGGGCCCUUGCAAUUCUAAGUGUGGCUCUGCUCACUUUCAGAUUCCGGAUCACCUCGUAUCUCUACAUGGGAACUGCAAUGCAGAUUGCAUUUUCACUUGGCUUCCAACAUGACAAAUCACCCACAAAUCAGAGCCCAGUGACGAAACAAAUAAAUCGAAGAAUCUGGUGGACGCUUUAUAUUAUGGACCAGGAGAUUGCUUCGCGGUGCGGAAGUCCCUGUGUCAGCGAUGAAAGGAGUCUCCGGAUUCAAACUCCCUUGCCAUCUGAGCAGGUACUAAAUCCCGGGACGAAUACCCCACUUGGCUGCCUCUCAGUCUCAACAUCCCUUAAUCGUCUGAAACGAGAGAUCAUCCAAACAAUAUACCCAGAACGAUCUUCAGAUUCAAGGACAAUAUCCUUUUCCAAAGUCACAAGCUAUGUCUCUUCACUUCAGCGAUGGCAAGCAGAAAUGCCAUCUCAUCUCAAGUGGGGAGUCCCGGUUGCUCCAACGCACAGGCGGUCAAUUGGUAUUCUUCACUUGAAUUACUGGAACGCCAUGAUGCUCCUUUCACAGCCAUUCCUGCUGUACCUCGUGAUCAAAGGCUCAACUUUGAACCACCCAAAGAGAACCUGGUUCGAGAAGCUCAGCAAGAUCUGCCUCGAUGCAGCCAGGAACGCUGUGGUCGUAAUCAAAACCAUGUCAACAGACCAAAGCAUCUCUAGCCUGAUCACAUUCGACUGCGUGUGCACUCUGAAGGUCAUCAUGAUUCUAGCCCUCGGACUUGCAAAAUCAGAAUCUCAAGAUCUUCGUCGAGAUAUUGGGGCUUGCGUCUCGAUGCUUGAGAACAUGGAACAAGUCGGAUUCUGCAGAAGUGUGGUGCAAGAACUCCCAACUCGACUCGCUCAACUUGGAAUUAAGAGCGAGUCGAACGACACAGAUGUGAAGGUGGACUUUGCACAGCAAGCCACUCUCUCGAACUUGUGGCCAGAAUUUGAUCCGUAA
Molecule: messenger RNA, 3282 nt
Organism: Hyaloscypha bicolor E
Lineage: Eukaryota; Fungi; Ascomycota; Leotiomycetes; Helotiales; Hyaloscyphaceae
Product: aldehyde dehydrogenase
Exons: 7
Coding region: 1-3282 (1093 amino acids)
Biological process (GO): DNA-templated transcription
Molecular function (GO): aldehyde dehydrogenase (NAD+) activity; zinc ion binding; DNA binding
Source: RefSeq, a predicted model, not a curated record